AUGUCUGAACAGCCACAAAAAAAGCAAAAGCCUACCAUUCCCUUGGAGGAUAUUCCUGUCCUAAAACUGAAGACAAACGAUAAGCAAGCCAACGACAGCUCUGUGUACGCCAACAUCCAUUAUUUCAUCUAUGCCUUUGAGCGAAAGCUUAUCGAGAAUGCAAUGUUGCCUUUUGAUGGUUAUUGGGAAGAGGCCUUAAAGGUAUCGUGCAAGCCGCCGCAGCUCAUAUGGUUCGAUCGAGUCCUGGCAAACCGAGGUCUGACCUGGGAAACGGCGCGGGCACAGCUGGAGAAAGAUUACGGUGACGAGACAUGCCUGGAAACAAAGAAACAGGCAUUUAAUAAGAUGACACAGCGACGUGACGAGCAAGUAUCUGAAUUUGCCGAUCGUUUUUUAGAGCUGAUGAAGACAUGUUGCAUCCAUGGAAGCCCCGAACUUGUCAAUAGAUUCGCCAAUUCCCUUCACUAUAUCCACCGCAGUAAAGCCCACAAUAUCAUACAUUAUCAUUUUGGCCCAAACCCAACUGAAGAUAUUGAGCGUAUCUUUACUACCGUAAAGGAUGUUUUUGACAACGGGCCUACCUCUUCUCGACCACCAUCAAAGAAACCCCGGCGUGCUUAA
This is a messenger RNA of Phycomyces blakesleeanus NRRL 1555(-), 621 nucleotides long. RefSeq lists its product as hypothetical. The record is from RefSeq and is a predicted model, not a curated record. The coding region runs from base 1 to 621 and encodes 206 amino acids. NCBI's taxonomy places the organism in Eukaryota, Fungi, Mucoromycota, Mucoromycetes, Mucorales, Phycomycetaceae. The transcript has a single exon.